ACGAAGUGUCAACAAUGAAUCAAGAAGCGAAGAAAGUGGCCAAUAAUUUAUAUGGAAGAGUUAAUAUGCCCGCUAUAGAAAGAUGCCGGGUCAGUUUUUGUACGGAUUUGGAAAAGUCCGUUCUGAUGAGUAACUUCGAGCGACGAGGGUGGAACCAAGUCGGACCAGACGACGAAUGGAACUUUUAUUGGGCAUCUACGCAGACUUGCAGGAAUCUGUUCAGCGUAGAAAGCGGAUACCGCAUGAAUGACAACCAAAUGAUUAAUCACUUUCCCAAUCAUUACGAAUUGUCCAGAAAAGAUUUGCUCGUGAAGAACAUAAAGAGAUAUAGGAAAGAACUCGAGCGAGAAGGCAAUCCUUUAGCCGAAAAAGCAGAAGUAGUUCUACAUGGAGGUCAAGUUGUCACGCGUUAUGUCCAUUUAGACUUUAUACCAGUGACUUUUGUUCUGCCAGCGGAUUACAAUAUGUUCGUCGAAGAGUACCGCAAAUCACCGCAAAGCACCUGGAUUAUGAAGCCCUGCGGGAAGUCACAGGGAACAGGAAUAUUUCUCAUAAAUAAACUUUCGAAAUUGAAAAAAUGGUCUCGUGAGGCGAAAACUCCUUUUCACCCGCAACUGAGUAAAGAAAGUUACGUUAUUUCUCGGUACAUCGACAAUCCUCUACUAAUAGGAGGGAAAAAGUUUGAUCUACGUCUUUACGUGUUGGUCACUUCUUUUCGACCUCUGAAGGCUUAUCUAUUCCAACUCGGCUUCUGUAGGUUUUGCACAGUCAAAUACGACACAAGCGUAACAGAGUUGGACAACAUGUACGUGCACUUAACAAAUGUCAGUGUCCAAAAACAUGGAGGUGAUUAUAACAAUAUACACGGGGGUAAAAUGACAGUUCAGAACCUAAGACUGUAUUUAGAAGGCACUAAAGGAAGAGCUGUUACCGAUAAAUUAUUCUCCGCCAUUCAGUGGCUAAUCGUGCAUUCCCUAAAAGGCGUAUCAUCGGUAAUGGCAAAUGAUCGACAUUGUUUUGAAUGUUACGGUUAUGACAUUAUUAUCGACAAUCAACUAAAGCCUUGGCUUGUCGAAGUGAAUGCUUCUCCAUCAUUAACUUCGACAACGGUGAACGACAGGAUUUUGAAAUACAAAUUGAUUGAUAACAUAUUGAGUGUGGUGUUUCCACCGGACGGUGUGCCGGAUGUGCGCUGGAAUAAAUUACCUAGCGCCGAAGCAUUGGGGAAUUUUGAUCUUCUCAUCGACGAAGAGCUUCUAGAAAAAGAAGAACCAUCUAGUUCUAGUGGUAGAGGCACAAAACCGAAUAAAGCUAGAUGAAAAAUCACGUAAAUCAACCUAAGUUAGUUGUAUUCGGCAUUUCAGUAGUUAUACCUUUUUAAUGCGAUCUAAGUGCACUUAAAGUGUUUGUUGAGUGCGGUGUGUAUUUGCAUUUUAAUGUUUGUUACCCGCAGAAAAAUAUGGCUACGUCCUACGGCCAUUCUAUAUGCUAAACAGGCGCCAACUUCCGGCAGAGGAAUGCUGUGCAAGUUUUAUCCGCCGUCGGAGCUCGCCUUUGCAGGCGGAAAACUUUAUAAUUCGGUGCUUGCUACAUUCGGACAAUUGGUAACUUUUUGAAUUGAUCACAGCGGAAUUUACCCGUAUAACUCAAAAUGCUUUUGAGAUUAACCGUUUGCUACGA
Molecule: messenger RNA, 1680 nt
Organism: Bombyx mandarina (wild silkworm)
Lineage: Eukaryota; Metazoa; Arthropoda; Insecta; Lepidoptera; Bombycidae
Product: polyglutamylase complex subunit TTLL1
Biological process (GO): microtubule cytoskeleton organization; protein polyglutamylation
Cellular component (GO): ciliary basal body
Molecular function (GO): tubulin-glutamic acid ligase activity; tubulin binding
Source: RefSeq, a predicted model, not a curated record